GUUGUAUAGCAUCGGUAGCGUUCUAUGACAAGCUUUUCAUUUUGCUUUGUCAGUUAGCUGAUUGCGUAUGAUAAUUGGAAAUAAUAUUUAACAUUCCUCAAAACUCUUUCUCUCGGAGAGAGAAGGCAGUGACAGAUUCAGGAUGGAUCCAGCUCUGCUGAGAGAGCGAGAGCUCUUUAAAAAGAGAGCUUUGUCAACUCCUGCAGUAGAGAAAAGACCAGCAGCCUCUGAGGCCUCUGGAUCCUCCAAGAAGAAAAAGAGCAAACCAGACAAAGAGUCGUCAUCUUCCUCCAAAAACAACAGUGAUCCCAGCAAUGGCUCAUUCAAUCUCAAAGCACUUUCUGGAAGUUCAGGAUACAAAUUUGGUGUUUUGGCUCGAAUUGUCAACUACAUGAAGACGAGGCACCAGCGAGGUGAUACUCAUCCUCUGACUUUAGAGGAAAUUCUGGAUGAGACCAAGCUACUGGACAUUGGCAUGAAGCAGAAACAAUGGCUGAUGAGUGAGGCAUUAGCAAGUAAUCCUAAGAUUGAUGUGCGGGAAGGGAAAUAUGCCUUUAAACCCAAGUAUCAUCUGAAGGAUAAGAAAGCUCUGCUUAGACUUCUGGACAAACACGAUCAGCUUGGUCUCGGAGGAGUGUUACUGGAUGAUGUUGAAGAGGGGCUACCCAAUGCAGCCAAGGCUAUUAAAGCGCUCGGGGAUCAGAUUAUAUUUGUGACU
Molecule: messenger RNA, 718 nt
Organism: Danio rerio (zebrafish)
Lineage: Eukaryota; Metazoa; Chordata; Actinopteri; Cypriniformes; Danionidae
Gene: gtf2e2
Product: general transcription factor IIE, polypeptide 2, beta
Biological process (GO): animal gross anatomical part developmental process; DNA-templated transcription; transcription initiation at RNA polymerase II promoter
Cellular component (GO): transcription factor TFIIE complex; nucleus
Molecular function (GO): RNA polymerase II general transcription initiation factor activity; DNA binding
Source: RefSeq, marked provisional